AUGUAUGAGGAAGAGAAAAAUUGCGCUGGAGACGUGGAGAGAGGAAGAGAGGAAGAGAGAGAGAGGAUGGAGAGGAAGGGAAGAAGUAAUUUAUGGCGUGGCCGGGGCGAACAGGCAAUCGCAUCGUCCCAACUUGCCGACUCAUCGACCGCCAUGGGUAAUCGACGACUCAGCGGGUCAUCACUGGGCGCUGCCUUGAUGCUCUGGGAUACAAACGCAGCAUCCCACGACGACUAA
Molecule: messenger RNA, 237 nt
Organism: Penicillium subrubescens
Lineage: Eukaryota; Fungi; Ascomycota; Eurotiomycetes; Eurotiales; Aspergillaceae
Exons: 1
Coding region: 1-237 (78 amino acids)
Source: RefSeq, a predicted model, not a curated record